Messenger RNA from Colletotrichum higginsianum IMI 349063, 2058 nucleotides. Its product is annotated as Acetoacetate-CoA ligase. Gene Ontology annotation, biological process: lipid metabolic process. Bases 1 to 2058 code for a protein of 685 amino acids. The transcript has 4 exons. Gene Ontology annotation, molecular function: acetoacetate-CoA ligase activity. NCBI's taxonomy places the organism in Eukaryota, Fungi, Ascomycota, Sordariomycetes, Glomerellales, Glomerellaceae. Gene Ontology annotation, cellular component: cytosol. The record is from RefSeq and is a predicted model, not a curated record.
AUGACUGUCACCAGUAUCACGCGAAACGAGCUCUGGCGGCACCCGGACCCCACCUCGACUCCCAUGUGGGCAUUCCUCCUCCGUGUGAAUUCCAAGUAUGGCCUCGAACUGGCAGACUACCCUGGCCUGUACAAGUGGUCCAUUGAGAACGUGGCAGAGUUCUGGGAGGAAGUGUGGCAUUUUGUGGGCAUCACCGCCUCCAAGCCGUUCGACAAGGUCCUGCCGCUCAAUGCACCCAUGUACCCGCGUCCAGACUUCUUCGAGGGCGCCCGUCUCAACUUCGCCGAAAACCUGCUUUUCCCGGCCAACGUCGCCGUCGACCCCACAGCCGUCGCGACCAUCACCACUACCGAACUCGGCCCCUCCGUCUCCACAACAUGGGCCGAGCUCCGAGAUGCCGUCCGCCGCUGCUCUGCCGGUCUCCGUGCCCGCGGUGUCCGGCCCAAUGAUAUCGUGGCCGGCUUCGUCUCCAAUCAUGUGCAAGCCGUCGUUGCCGCUCUCGCCGCUGCUUCCGUUGGUGCCAUCUGGACCGGCAUCAGCCCCGACAACGGUGUCAGCGCCGUGCUCGACCGUCUGGCCCAGAUUGGGCCCAAGGUCCUCUUCGCCGACAAUGGUACCGUGUACAACGGCAAAGAGUGGAGCAGUACCGACAAGACCGAAGAUAUUGUCAGGGCUCUGAUGCAGAACGGCCUGGAGCUUGUUGUUGUCAUCAACAACGUCGGUUGUGAUCUUGGCAUCGACGGCUUGACGGCCACGAAUGUUGUCGCCGAGGAAUAUGAGUCCUUCCUGCAGAGCUCUCCUGAUGAGCCGCUCAAGUUCGAGCAGCUCCCCCCCUCGCAUCCACUCUACAUUCUCUACUCCAGCGGCACAACAGGCCUGCCCAAGGCAAUCGUGCACACGGCCUUGGGCACCCUCAUCCAGCACAAGAAGGAGCAUGCCCUGCACGGCUCCCUCACUUCGUCCUCGCGCAUGCUCUACUAUACGACCACCUCCUGGAUGAUGUGGCACUGGUCCGUAUCGGCCCUCGCCGUUGGCGCCACCAUUGUCCUCUACUCGGGCUCCCCUUUCAAGCCCCACGGUCACCUCUCUCUCCCGCGGCUCCUCUCCAGUCUCCGCAUAACCCACUUCGGCACCUCCGCCGCCUACCUCACCGCUCUCGAGGCAAACGCCGUCUACCCCGUCAACGAGCCCGGCAUCGAUCUUUCGCCCCUCGAGGCGAUCUAUUCUACCGCCAGUCCCCUUCCGCCCUCUACCUUCUCCUUCGUCUACAAGGCCUUCCCGUCCAAGGUGAACCUUGCUUCCAUCACUGGCGGUACCGAUAUCAUCUCCCUUUUCGGCGCCCCGUGCCCCCUCCUGCCCGUUCGCGUCGGCGAGAUCCAGUGCGCGGGCCUUGGCAUGGCCAUCCGCGCCGUCGACUCCCUCUCGGGCGAACCCCUCCCCGACCCAUCCCAUCCGGGUGACCUCAUCUGCACGGCCCCAUUCCCCUGCCAGCCCUUGACCUUCUUCGGCACCGGAGGCGACGCGAAAUACAAGGCGGCCUACUUUGAGCGCUUCGCUGACGUCUGCGGCGUCAAAGGCGCCGUCUGGCACCACGGCGACUUUGUGAAGAUCCCGAACCCAGCCACCGGGUCGCUCCUCAUGCUCGGCCGCUCCGAUGGCGUUCUCAAGCCCGCGGGCGUGCGUUUCGGCAGCGCCGAGAUCUACAACAUCCUCACGCGCUUCUUCGCGGCCGAGAUCGAGGACGCCGUCUGCGUCGGCCGGAGACGCGCCACCGACGCCGACGAGACUGUGUGCCUCUUCGUCGUGCCCGCCGCCGGACGCCACUUCGACGACGAGCUGCGGGCCAAGAUCAAGAGCGUCAUCCGGAGGGAGCUGAGCCCUAGACACGUCCCUGGUGUCGUCGAGGAGGCCCGCGGCGGCAUCCCGAAGACUGGCAACGGCAAAAAGAUCGAGGUAGCGGUUAAGCAGAUCCUCUCGGGCAUGGACGUCAAGACAAACGCGAGCGUCGCUAACCCCGAGGCCCUGGAGUGGUUUCGCGCGUGGGCCACGACGCACUAA